CGCCAGCAUAGCGGCAGUCCCGCGCGAAACCACCCCACAGCCCAUACACGCUCGCGCCCCAGCAGUCAGCAGAAUACCCGAAAAGCUUCUGCGUUUGUUGCGCUAGAAACGAGAGCUAGCCUACCUAUAACGUACGUACAUGUUUAUUGUAGGUACGCAUAGGCAAUAACGCUGUACAAUCGUCACUCUCUCUCCUUCUGUAAUCGCGGAAACAGUGCGUGCUUAAGAGGAACAACGUUGAAACGACAACGACGAGCUUCUUCUCGCUUUAGCUCGGGCUAAACAUUCUAUCCGGAGAGUAACGAUUUGCGAGCUUCACCGAAGCUCCGAUUCAAGCUAGCAGAAGCUUCAACGGUAGCUGCUGAGCACGGCGGGCUAUUGGUAUUACAGGGAUUACCGUGCGAGGCGAAGAGCACCGCAGAGACAUGGACAAUGUCAAUGAUCAAAUGCAAAUGAUCGGCACUAAAAUCACAGCGAUCAAGGAUUACUUAUAUAACUUCGCCAGAACGCACUCGCCAACCAGACUCAUGAGUUCCGAAAAUACAUACUCGCUCUCGAAAGAGCACUGUAACCUUAAAUACUCGGAUCUCGUCCCUCAGAAUGUCGAGGGAUUCCCGGCGUCCAAGGAGUUUCUCACGAAGGUCGUGGACAUCCUCAUCGACUACAUAAAGAAUCAGAACGACCGCAGCUCCAAGGUGCUGGACUUUCAUCAUCCACACGACAUGAUCAAGCUGCUGGAUCUCGAGAUACCCGACACGGGGGUGACACUGCAGCAGCUGCUCCUCGACUGCUCGACCACGCUCAAGUAUCAAGUCAAGACCGGUCAUCCGCACUUCUUCAAUCAGCUGUCGUGCGGCUUGGACCUGGUCUCGAUGGCCGGCGAGUGGCUCACCGCCACGGCCAACACCAACAUGUUCACCUACGAGAUAGCGCCGGUCUUCAUCCUCAUGGAGCACGUCGUGCUGCAGAAGAUGCGCGAGAUCAUCGGCUGGCCCAACGGCCAGGGCGACUCCAUCCUGGCGCCCGGCGGCUCCAUCAGCAAUCUCUAUGCUUUCCUGGCCGCGAGGCACAAAAUGUUCCCCGAGUACAAGGAGAAGGGACUGGCCACCAUCGGCGGUCAGCUCGUCAUGUUUACGUCCGAUCAGUGUCACUACUCGGUGAAAUCGUGCUCGUCGGUGUGCGGACUGGGCACGGACAAUUGCGUGAUGGUGCCGAGCGACGAGCGCGGCCGCAUGAUACCGGCUCGCCUCGAGGAGCUCAUUCUGGAGCGGAAGGCCAGAGGACACUUGCCGUUCUUCGUCAACGCCACGGCCGGCACCACGGUCAUCGGAGCCUUCGAUCCCAUUCAGGAAAUUGCCGACAUUUGCGAGAAAUACAACUGCUGGCUGCACAUCGACGCGGCUUGGGGCGGCGGACUGCUAUUGUCAAGAAAGUAUCGACAUCCAAGAUUGACUGGCAUCGAGCGGGCCAACUCGGUCACCUGGAACCCGCACAAACUCAUGGGUGCUCUGCUCCAGUGCUCAACGAUCCACUUCAAGGAAGACGGACUGCUCAUGAGCUGCAAUCAGAUGUCGGCCGAUUACUUAUUUAUGACGGACAAACUUUAUGACGUCAAGUACGAUACUGGCGACAAAGUCAUCCAAUGCGGUCGUCACAAUGAUAUUUUCAAGCUUUGGCUUCAGUGGCGCGCCAAGGGAAACGAGGGCUUCGAACAACACAUGGACCGAUUGAUGGAUCUCAAUCAAUACAUGGUACGUCGCAUCAAGCAGAUGCCCGACAAGUACCACCUGAUCCUCGAGCCGGAGCUGGUCAAUUGUUGUUUCUGGUACUUGCCGGAGCGCUUGAGGAACGUGCCGCACUCGCCCGACCGAGAGCAGGAGCUUGGAAAGAUCUGUCCUAUUCUGAAAGCUAGGAUGAUGGAGGCUGGCACGCUGAUGGUCGGCUAUCAACCGGACGAUAGGAGACCCAAUUUCUUUAGGAACAUCAUAUCCAGCGCUGCUGUUACGGAAUCCGAUAUUGAUUUCUUGCUGGCGGAGAUGGACCGCUUGGGUCACGAUUUGUAAAUUCAGACAGUACGUGUAUACCUAUGUAGUUCCGAGUGUCUCUAAAUUGGAAAACGAGCAAGGAUAAACGUGAUCUUUCGUUUUAUUGUCGUAUCAUUGAAUAUCGUUUAUUCGUUGUUCGGUAAAAUUUUUCAGUAUAUAAAAUAGUUGCAAUUCCGAGAGAAAAAGAAAAAAAAUUAUAAUUAAACACUGUUGCAUAAUACGUAGAAAAAAAGUUGCUGUUUCACUGUUCUAGUUGACGAGAACUUUUGCUUACGUUCGAUAUUUCCAUUUUACGUGAACAAUUUUGCGCGACGAACGUCUGUAUACGGGCUGGGGGGGUGAAAUUACAUAUAACCAGGAAUAUUAUCGCGAAAACAUAUGAUAAGAAUAACGUGCAAUUAAUUAAACGAAAAAAAACAAUUAUUAACGCGUAGUCGUACCUAUCAAAUUUUAUAUAAGUACCAGAAAAUCAAUAUAAUCUGUAGAGCAGAUUUUGUUAAAGUUUGCCGUAAAUAUGUACUAAACUCAAUUAUAUUCAAGCGUAAGUUACCUAACAAUAUCAAUAUUAACAUACCAGUUGAAAGAUGAAUAUUAUUUGAUUAUAUGAUUCUAUGAAAAUAUCUAUGUAUACACAAAAUAACAAUAUUUAACGAGAAGAAAGUAUGAAUAAAAGACAUAGUGCGGAAGUUAAUCAGAUGCAGUCGAGAGAUAAAAGAUGUUGCGUAAAUUUAGGUGCUUAAGAUAAACAAAUGUAAAUGUAUAAAGCUCAUUAUCUCGAAUGAAUAUUUAAUAAUGUGAGUUUAUGAUGAAUCUCAACCGUAAGCUAUGAGUUUUCAAAUUUUAAAGAGAGAAUCGCGGUGCAGGGAAACCGGCUGUAAUACAAAAUAAUCUGCAGUGCAGAAAUUCAGAAAUGAGAUAUUUUUUAGCGACAAUUAUUUACAAAACAAAAGAGUUAUAAGUUAAUUUUAUAUAAGGUUAUAAAAAUUAACAAAAGCUUUGGAUAGAGAACCUGCAUGGGAAACUAAUAAUCAUUCACGAGCUUGGGGGUGCAAUAUUUUUCUGUAAGAAUAUUUUAUCACACUUGUUGUGCAAGUUCCAACGAAUUGAUGAUAAGGACAAAACUUAUUAAUGUAUAAAAAUCAAUGUCAAAGUACCAAAUGAAUUCAGUAAGGUAAGCUGUUUGAAUUAUUGAAUUGAUUAAUUCUACAAUUAAAAGUGUUAAUUUCUUUAAAAUUUUAGAUGAAUCGAUACAAAUGAUAAAAUACAAACCCGUGAAAGUACGUGCUUUUUCUCGAAGCGCUAACCCUUGGCCUUUGUAUAUGUAUAUAAUUUUGUUUACGCGAACUAAUUUUUACUUGCAAAAGUAGCUAGAUUUUCUGUGGUUUUUUAAUUUAGCCGAAAAAAGCAUGCCGUCAUCAAAGUCGAUCCGUGCGAAGCAUGCUGUUAAGCGAAGAAAAAGAGCCGAGCCUUUAAAGUGAGAGUAAUACGUGUGUAGAUGCGCGAUUAUAAAUGACAGAUGUGUAUCGUUUUCAUAUAGGUAUGACUGGAAUAUUUACUGAGACCUUAAAACCCGUAGGGGAGAGUUUAGAUAAGAGAUUGUAAAUUGAGUCUAGUGUAAAAAGUGUCUGGUAGUAGUUGAUAAACGCGCCUAAGUAAAUUUUCAUGUCAAUAUUUGAUUUUGCUACUUUGAAAAAUUUUUUCGGAAAAAUGACGUGUUCCGAACGUUGGUGAAAAUUUUCUUGACGUGUUGAGCUCCAUUAAUACAUAUGAGUAAAAUACACUGAAUAAAUAAAAGUUUCUAAAAAGUAUAUGUUGUAUUCGUAUAUAAAUAUACAAGAAAACAAAGUAAUGCUUCCGCAUAAUAAUAUUUCAAAGAAGUUAUUAAUAAUUUUCGAAAGCCAUUACCAGUUAAGUUGCGCAGUAUAUCUUAUGCUUCAAAAAAUCUAGAGAUUUUAUUCAAGUCGUUGGUUUUUUAGUAAGAUUACCUUGAAUACGUGUCCACAUAAGCUCAUAUAAAUAUGAUAUGAGGUUGUAAUUUUAAUAUAGGUAAACUACUAAAUAUUAAACUAACAAUUGCAUUUUUCUGUUGGCUAUGAUUUAUCGUACUUACAUGUAAAUAAAAAAAAACAUGUUGCUGUGUAGGUUGCCUUCGGCAGUUACAUAAGAUCGAAUGAAGAUUGCCAGUCCAGAAAAUUAUUAUCAAUAAUGCCUCACUGUGCUAAGCAAUUAUUCUCAAAUUAUAUUUUCCAAUUUAUCGAAAUGAAUUGAUUUAGCUCGUUCUAUGCUAAUCUUCCGAAUAAUUCAACGCUAAUGAGUACAAAUGUAAACUUUUUUGAUUUUUUUUAUUAUAUUAUUGCAAAGUGUGCUGAAAUAAGUUUCAAAAAAUAAGAAUAAUUAAUAACUAAUCAAGCGAUGAGCAGGUCAAUCAACUGUAUAAAAUAACAUAUCUUAUCUACAGCAGAAAGAAUAUUUUUACUGGAAGCAUCUAAUUUUUCACGGCGAACUACUCCCUAAAACUAUUUUGAGAUGUGGGGAUUUCCAUAUGAUGAUUGUAAUUCCGCAGGCGUAGAAUUGCAACAAAAAAAGAUAUCAAUUUAAUUACAUUUGGGCUGAAUAAAUUAUUUCGUGCGCUACUGAUGUACCGAUUUGUUUAAUCCAAGAAAAAUCACGCUCUCCUUUAUUUGUCUUGAUGACAAACAUCUGUGAUAGAAAAGUAAUUAUUGCUUAGGCAACUUUUAAUGAUAACAAAGGCAAAUUCUCUGUUUAUAUGCAUACCGUCAAUUUUGUGUACGCAUUUUGGAUAAUGCCCUUUAUAAAAAUUAUCACAAAGUUGUAAAUAAAUAAUGAAUCAUUCCAAAUAGCGUAUUAAAUAUUUUAAAAGAAUGUAUAAUAGUGUUAUUUACUUGUAUUAUUGUUUUGUUACGCCAACAUAAGUUUGAAUCGAAUGAAGAAAAUGGCACGAUCAAUCUUAAGUGAUGAGAUAUUAAUGACGAAAAAAUUCUACGAUGCUGAUUUUUAAUCAUCGAUUGUUGUUGAAUAUGUACAAUUAAGUAAAAAAAUGUAAGUACGCGUUAGUUUUAAGAAAACAGCAUGUAAUCAGAUAAAAACAACAAAAAAGCAUAGUACAAGGACAACAAAUUUUUUAGAGUUUAUCCGAAUUUAUGUUAGUUGAUCUAACGAUUCGUUGAUGGCUUGAAUUUUCUCUUAUUUGAAUAUAUUUAUAUGUUUAUGUACCAAUGUGGAAGUGACCUGUUAGUGAAAAUCUCUCGUGAAAAAUAAUAUUAUAAAAAUAAAUAUAUUAUACUCUAUGUACAAAUUUAAUCUAAAGUUGAAUUAAUUUUAAGUUGAUGAUCUUUAUUGUUCUAAAAAAUUUAAAAAAAAGUUUAUUGUCCGGAGAAAUUGAGCUAAUUUGAACGUAUAAAAUUUGGCAUGGACUAAAAAAAUGGUUAUUUAGUGAACUGAACCUCGUGUACGAAAAAACACUACUCCUUGACAAAAAAGAUACCUAUUCCUAAACUACCUUGUGUAAAUCAAUGUCUAAUAAAAAUAAACUGCUGUUAUCUCGUCGAAA
This is a messenger RNA of Trichogramma pretiosum, 5616 nucleotides long. RefSeq names its product glutamate decarboxylase (gene Gad1). Gene Ontology annotation, cellular component: cytoplasm. Gene Ontology annotation, biological process: carboxylic acid metabolic process. The transcript has 11 exons. The record is from RefSeq and is a predicted model, not a curated record. The coding region runs from base 426 to 2063 and encodes 545 amino acids. Gene Ontology annotation, molecular function: pyridoxal phosphate binding; carboxy-lyase activity. NCBI's taxonomy places the organism in Eukaryota, Metazoa, Arthropoda, Insecta, Hymenoptera, Trichogrammatidae.